AUGGCCGUGUCCAGUUUUGUUACUCAGUCCAAUGUAGUUGCAAACGCGCCGCGCGCGUUGCUGCAAUUCACGGAAACGGUGCCGGUAUCCCUGACACAAAUCAUCAAAGGCAUUCGUUCCUCCCAACUUGAAGAGCUCGAGGCGCAUCUGGCGAAAGCAUACAAAAUGGCCAAUUUCGUGGAAGUCUUUCUAGACGCAGAAUCUCGAUGUAACGGCGUUGCGGAUGCUACAACAUCGCACAAUAUUCUCCUCGAACCUGAACAAAGAGGACCUCAGCAUCCUUUGGCUCGGGAACCAACACCGAGGGCAGCAGAUCCAAAGCCGCGCCUUGGCGCGAGUCGGGUUUGGGCAGUUCUUAUUGGGAUCGAUGGAUAUUCGUCCUACCCAUUGCGUGGUUGCGUGACAGAUGCCUUAGCAGUAGAGCAGUACCUUGCGGAAGACCUCCUCGUGCCUCGGGAGCGCAUCCAAAGUCUUCUAGGUCCAGCAAACUGCGUUGGCACACCCACCGAUGCUUCAUCUGUUAUCCCCUCCCGUACAAACAUUAUAUCCAUUCUCCUUAGCCUCAUCACAAACCCAACCAUCGAAUACGGUGAUCCUAUCAUUAUCUUCUUCGCUGGACACGGUUCCCGCUAUUCAUUGUCAGACAAAGACGGGGAAGACGAUCCUGAUUCUGACAAGGAGCACGAUGAGGAAUGCUCUCGCAAAUUCGUUGAGGUGCUUUGUCCCAUGGACCGCAACACCCUCGACGAUAAUGGAGCCCUCAUUCCCGAUAUCAGCGACCGAGAGCUCAACACUAUUCUCUCCGAAAUCUCCCGUACGAAAGGGCAUCGUAUCACGUUCAUUCUAGACUGCUGUCAUGCAGGCAGCAUCACUCGAACAUUGAGUUCAAAGGUGCGGACUGCUCCCCCGCUGGAGCAUGCCUCAGUCAUCGACAUGCUCCUCGCUGGUGAAGAAGACCUCAGAGACCUCUCUGGAUAUCAGUCCAUCUUGGGAGAAGGCUGGCGCCCAGACAUGAAUUCCCAUGUAAUUUUAGCGGCGUGCAGGGGAGGCGAGACUGCAAAAUCGAAGUUGGUAAGGAAGGAGAAGGGCGCAAAAGUGUGGGGUGGUACCUUCACGGGUUCGCUCAUCGGGAUUCUUAAGUCCGGUGUAUUGGGCGAAGAUGCGACGUAUCAGAACCUCAUUGACAAUCUUCCACCGCUCCGUCAUCAGACACCAAUUGUCGCAGGAGGACGGAAGAAUACACGCCUUUGGUACCAGGAUUGA
Messenger RNA from Desarmillaria tabescens, 1263 nucleotides. RefSeq lists its product as uncharacterized. Gene Ontology annotation, biological process: proteolysis. The coding region runs from base 1 to 1263 and encodes 420 amino acids. Gene Ontology annotation, molecular function: cysteine-type endopeptidase activity. The record is from RefSeq and is a predicted model, not a curated record. Lineage: Eukaryota; Fungi; Basidiomycota; Agaricomycetes; Agaricales; Physalacriaceae. The transcript is spliced from 4 exons.